CACAGUCACCGCAAUCAUCGUACCUGCAUAUAUUCCAAGGCGAGCAACGACCAUACAUAUAUCAUCAAUCGCUCACCGGACUGGCUCGCAUGUCAUCGGGCUAGUUAACACCUGGGCAGCAUCCCAACCCGCGAUGGUUUUGGCUGUGUAGUAGUAUACCUCGACGACUUUCCAACGACACCACGGGAAGUAUAGAUAUCCACACACAUCGCCGGUUCGAAGAUACUAGAUAGUUCAUCGCCGCGGUCACUCCAUAUAUCUAGCAUGCCCAGGCGUGCCCAAAUUGGAUGCAUGCAGCGGCGUGCUUGAUGACACUCUCUACGCCUGGCACGAUUCUCCAUCCGGCGCCAUGGUGUUCACAACGACAAACCUCUUCAAGACCAUUCCAUGUCCAGAAGGCGUUAAAUGCUCUUUGACACAUUGCAUCUUUUCUCAUGACCCACAACCGAAGCAAGUCCAAGACAAACCUACAAGCGUCAUCUCGUCGCUGCCCGUGAAGGAAAGCGUCCCUUCACCUCGACUAGAGACUUCAGAACCGGCGACCAAACGUCGUAAAAUCACAUAUGGCAGUCUGGCGGAGAAACCAUUAAGCCGCGCCGAUCAAAUUCGCAACCAACUGGCGGCUGUUCGGUCAGGCGGCUCCAAUGCUGCUACACAUAAUUCCGCGACCGAAAAGGAACCCGCGAACAAUGCCGGCCAAACGACUGCACCUGCGACGUCGAGUAGGCCUAUUUCUCCCCCGAUAGUGUCAAAGCCUCGAACAACUCCAACUCCAGGCCAAACAGGGGCGCAUAAGCCAGCGUCUUCCAUUGUGGUCAAACCCGAAACCAAAGUAGAGAAUCUUAACCCCAGACUCAUUCCUCAUGAUCCCGCUGGCCACGCGAAGCGAUCACUCUAUCUCAAGCAUCUCCAUGGCGAGGUUGCUCGUCUUAACAGAGAAGUGGUCGGGAAAGUCCCCCAUGACUUGGAAGGCCAGCUCCCUUUGAGUGCACAAGCGGUAAUUAAACUUGUUCUUGACGAGGAAGAAAAGGUAGCCCGCGACCAGCCUUCGGUAUACGGGAAUGUCAUCAAGCAACGUCUGUUCCAACUCAAGAAGAUCUCCGUGGAAGAUUGGAUUACGCAGGUGAGAAGCGUCUUGCCGGCUUCGAAGUCGCAGGCAAGAUCAAAAGAUGAGAAACCCAUCGACACGCGCAUGAACUUGGAUGAAGAAGUGUUGAUCCUGCCGCAUCUCAUCACCGACCAGUCAAAACUGGUUGGUUUCGAAUACAUCACGGAACCACCUUCAGCAGAAAGUAUCGCUUCGGCCGUGACUGGAGUAGAGCACAGCCACAACUAUGAAGAGUGCGAUCGAUGUGCUGCACGCUUUCAAGUAUUCCCUGAUCGCAAUGACGAGGGUCUGCUCGCUUCUAAUGGUCCAUGCCGGUAUCAUCCAAAUCGAAAGACUUUCCCUCCACGACAAAAGACGGAUCGGGAGACGGGACCGCAACAGGCAUAUUAUCCAUGCUGCAUGCAAAAUGUGGGCGCUGCUGGGUGUACUUCGAAUGACGAUCAUGUUUUUAAGACAACGAGCCCAGGCCGACUUGCAGCUGUCCUGCCAUUUAUCACUACGCCUGAGAACGAUCGUCCCGCCCGAGAUCGAGACGGCAAGACCGUCAAAGCGGUCACAUUCGAUUGUGAAAUGGGCUAUACCGUCUACGGCAUGGAGCUGAUACGCCUGACGGCUGUGAGCUGGCCUGAAAACAAAGACCUGUUGGAUGUUCUCGUGCGGCCUCUCGGCGCCGUCAUCGAUCUCAACAGCCGCUUCUCAGGUGUCUUCUCGGAACACUUCCGCGAUGCGAUUCCCUUUGACGAAUGGAGCGCAUCGUCAGCAGGAAGUCGUAAACCCAACAAACCACCACCCAAGGAUUCCGCCACCACUACCACCACCACUCCAUCCCAACUCCCCAUCGUCGACUGCCCCCAACGCGCCCGAAGCCUCCUUUGUAGCUUCCUCACCCCAAAAACCCCUCUCAUCGGCCACGCCAUCAACAACGACCUCAACGCCGUCCGCCUCUGCCACCCCACCAUCAUCGACACCGUGAUCCUCUACCCCCACCCCCGCGGCCUACCCAUGCGUCUGGGCCUCCGCGCCCUGAGCCACCGCAUGCUCAACCGUGCGAUCCAAACCGGCGGCGCGCAGGGCCACGACUCCCGCGAAGACGCCGUCGCGACGGCCGAUCUCGUCCGCGUGAAAGUCGGAGAGAAGUGGAAGCAGAUGAGGGCUACGGGGUGGAAAUUGGUCGAUGGGGAAAUCGUCCCGCCGCCGCGGAAACCGACGAAUAUGAGGGCGGUGGAGGAACUCAUCGAUGGGAUCGACGAGGCGGAGGACGAUGAGCUGUGA
Dissoconium aciculare CBS 342.82 is the source of this 2380-nucleotide messenger RNA. RefSeq lists its product as uncharacterized. Gene Ontology annotation, molecular function: exonuclease activity; nucleic acid binding. Gene Ontology annotation, cellular component: nucleus. The record is from RefSeq and is a predicted model, not a curated record. The transcript is spliced from 2 exons. Lineage: Eukaryota; Fungi; Ascomycota; Dothideomycetes; Mycosphaerellales; Dissoconiaceae. The coding region runs from base 350 to 2380 and encodes 676 amino acids.